AUGGCUCAGGCUAACAUGAGCUUGCACCUCAAAACCAAACAAGCAGGUGCGCCCCAACGGAGACGGACGGCUGGUACCGGCGAAACUCAGAAGCCAGCGAAAUCAGUUGAAUCAACUGACGCGUUGGCUGGGCAGGCAAGGCUGGAGUGCCUGGAAAGGCAUCUGCGCCGGGGGCCCAUGGAUAAGGACGAGCUCAACACCAGCCUCACCGAUGCUCGUGUGCAUUGCAGAUCUGCAGCCUUUCAUAGCAUCUGCAACGGCGUUCUGGACCGCCAACCAGAUCGAAGACCCGGAGUCGAGUGUGGCUGCUCGCCUUAG
Effrenium voratum is the source of this 318-nucleotide messenger RNA. Lineage: Eukaryota; Dinophyceae; Suessiales; Symbiodiniaceae. The record is from the annotation of a GenBank genome assembly.